Molecule: messenger RNA, 315 nt
Organism: Spodoptera littoralis (African cotton leafworm)
Lineage: Eukaryota; Metazoa; Arthropoda; Insecta; Lepidoptera; Noctuidae
Source: the annotation of a GenBank genome assembly
AUGCUGACUUCCAGGCUAUUGGGUGGUGUGAAGGUAGCACAGACCUCUGUGAUGGUCACCAGGAACCUGGCGGCCGCGCAGAAGGCUAAUGACCCAAUCCAACAGUUGUUCCUCGACAAAAUCCGCGAGUACAAACAGAAGAGCGCUGGUGGCAAGAUCGAUGUCAGCCCAGCUAUUGCUAAGGAAAUGAAACAGGAGUUGGAGAAGCUGGAGAAGCAGUAUGGCGGUGGCUCCGGAGUGGACAUGACCUCAUUCCCUACCUUCAAAUUCGAGGAACCCAAGCUGGACCCCAUCAACGAGAGCCUCGCCAAGUGA